Messenger RNA from Megalops cyprinoides (Indo-Pacific tarpon), 1506 nucleotides. RefSeq lists its product as uncharacterized. The record is from RefSeq and is a predicted model, not a curated record. Lineage: Eukaryota; Metazoa; Chordata; Actinopteri; Elopiformes; Megalopidae. The transcript is spliced from 9 exons. The coding region runs from base 81 to 1067 and encodes 328 amino acids.
ACCACACUUUCAGUGUCAGUUCCUGUGGUAUAACGGACCUCACUGGCAGAAUCGACAGAGGACGAGUGACUAAAUUAGCCAUGAAAAUGCCAACAAUUUAUUUACUGCUGUGCCUGUUUGGGCAUCUGCCAGCUUUGAUUAUUUCAACCACUGAAACAGUGGAACCUACUGGUGUAACGACGGAGGCGAGUACUGCUAAUCAGAACGAAGGAACUGUCAGCUAUGCAAGUUCCACUGAUUCUAGCAGCACUGAAUCUGCUAUUCACAUGACAACAAAAGGAAUCCCAGGCGUAGGAACCCCAGACUAUUCUGACACAGCAGCCCCAGAAAAUGGAACAGAGUCAGCCAACAGAACAACAAAGUGCCCCCCAACAGUUUGCACACCCACCUCUACUGGCGCCACAACAUCCAUUGCACCUACUAGUGCUUCAACAACCAGCCGCACAUCAGCGCAGGCCACCACUGCAGCAACGGCAGGCGGCAGCGACACGACAGGAUAUAUAAUUCUCAUGGUGCUUCUCCUGGCCAUUAUCAUUCUUGUGGCUGUAAUUUAUUUUAUGCGCAAGAAAUCAAGGAGGUACUCUUUUGACCUGAAUCCCAAAUGCGGUGAAGAGUCUAACAUCCCAUUAAACAAUAUGGAACAAGAGGGUACCUUUCAACCCGCAUCAAAAGAUGAUGACAAACCGCCAGCCACCGAGUGCGUGCAAGAAAACCAAGUCAUCUCGAAAGAUACCAACUCGGUGCCCAAGGGGUCUACGUCAGAGGUUGCAGCGGAUGGCGAAAACGGUGGAAUAGAGCCUGAGAAGCCCCCCAGUGAGGACAGCUUCAGCUCCCAGGUGCCCCUGUCACCCAAGGAUGAGCCUGGGACGUUCACUCUGGACCUGCACGACCUCGACCCCAACCCCUCCAACCGCACCUCAAUGGAGACUCUAGACGAGCUGCAAAAUGAGAACAACAAUAACGGCAUAGGGAGCCAUGCAGCGGACAGAGUUGACCCUGGAAAGGAAACGAGCCAGGCCAUUCCAAAUGGGGAAUUCAUUGAAAUUUGCCUUGACGAACCCAAGUAACCGAGGCUGUCUCUCCAGUGUUAAGAACACACGUCUGGCAGGAGACGAUAUGAAAAGAAAAUCAGUACCGAUGCAGAUCUUCGAAUUCAAACUGGAACCAGAAUUCUUCAGCUCAUGUUGAUUCUCAAUCACCGCCUUCACACUUUCAGUCUUGUUUCACUUAAUCAUGUGUUAAAUAUUUCCGUACUUGACAUAGCUCAGAACUGAUGCGCAUGUAUCAGACCAACCUCUCUCUGAACACAAUAAAUCAUCAGUAUGGUUUUAUUCUUUGCUUUGUUCAUACUAAGGUGCCUGUAAAUACAUGUAUGAUUGUGAAUUAUACUUUUAUAGUACUAAAGUAGGGAGGAUACUACAUUAAGAGAGUGUACAUGCAAAUUAACUCCCAACUCAAACUUCUAAAUAUGCAAGUGGCUUUUCUUACAACAGAGAGACUGGGUAA